Molecule: messenger RNA, 987 nt
Organism: Rosa chinensis
Lineage: Eukaryota; Viridiplantae; Streptophyta; Magnoliopsida; Rosales; Rosaceae
Product: acyl-acyl carrier protein thioesterase ATL3, chloroplastic
Exons: 5
Coding region: 75-698 (207 amino acids)
Cellular component (GO): chloroplast
Molecular function (GO): fatty acyl-[ACP] hydrolase activity
Source: RefSeq, a predicted model, not a curated record
UUUAUCGCCCGCUCUGGUAUUACUCUCUCUCUCUCUCUAGCAGAGUAGCAGCACUGAGCUCAGCGGCAGUAAAGAUGUUGAGUUUGCAGCAGGCAUUUCCAAUUGCCGACGCCUCUCACGUGCCCUUUCCCCCCUUACGUGCCAUCCCUUCGUCACUCCAUCUCCACCGCCGGUCAGUCUCUUUUCCGACCACGCGGCCACGUGUCCGAUCAUUCCCCACCUUCCGGAAAUGCACCACUUGUCUCGCAUUCGAUUUCAAAAGUGGCAAGGGAAUGAGUGGGUUUCAUGAUGUUGAGCUCAAAGUCCGCGAUUACGAGCUUGAUCAAUAUGGUGUUGUUAACAAUGCUGUCUUUGCAAGUUACUGCCAGCACGGUCGUCAUGAACUUCUGGAAAGGGUUGGCAUGAGCGCUGAUGCGGUUGCCCGUACUGGUGAUGCACUAGCAUUGUCAGAAUUGUCUCUCAAAUUCAUUGCGCCUCUAAGAAGUGGAGACAAGUUUGUCAUAAAGGUGAGGGUGGCCAACUCUUCAGCUGCUCGCUUGUAUUUUGAUCACUUUAUUUUCAAGCUGCCAAAUCUAGAGCCUAUCUUGGAAGCAAAGGCCACUGCAGUGUGGCUUGAUAAAAACUAUCGCCCUAUCCGUAUUCCGCCGGAGGUGAGAUCUAAACUUGUUCAAUUUCUUCGCCGUGAGGAGUCUAACUGAUUAUCCUGCAAUAUGGAGUUGGUGGGAAAGUCUUCAUUACCAAAGCUGGAGAAUGGGGAGGAUACAGGUAUCUUAAUUUCCGCUGGUACCAGGAAAAUGGAGGAAGGAAAAAUUAUUUUAGUCACAGAUUACACUAACAAAAGAAUAUUGUUAAAGUUAAAUAUACAAGUAAUUCGUUAUGUAUGUGAGACUGAUAAUUGUUGCAAUAACUUUCAAGAAAGAUACAAAAUUCAUGAUAUCAUAAACUAGAGGAAAGAGACACCAAAGGAUCUCUCAUUUUCUGGACUUA